CUCUCUUUCUCACCCUUCCCUUCCACCAUCCCAGAUUCCCCUCGAAGCCUGCACGCACGCAGGCGGGGUCAUCCACAUCCCUCCCACCACGCCAAGUUUUCUAUUCUGUGACAGCGGACGCUACUUCCUCAUGGCGUUUAGACCCCCCUCUGGACCACGUUUGGAGGAGCGAUGCCCUUGUCAAGCCGGAGUAAGCAGAUGGGCCUUUGCGUCACUUACCUCAGGGAACAUGUCCCGUACUAUGGACGUUAGAAACUUUUCUCCGCGUGCCGCGUCGUUGCGUGGUGAGGUGAGCGUGCUGCACCACCUAGAAAUUGUCGGCAGCUCUCUUAUACGCUCGUUCGUGCCUUCGGGGAGGGCAGCCAAGCCCGUGCUGGCCCAAAGUAUCAGAUGCGUUUCCUGUUGCUCUGUUGGUCGUGUUUUUUUGCCCUUCCCUUCUGAGCUACGUUGUGUUGUGUCACGCUGUGUGGAUUGUGGAUGUGGAUGUGGAUGUGGAGGCUGGAUGAAUGCUUCCCGCCGUGAACGAUGCUGUGCCGCUGCGGGACACCCUCUUCUUGGCUCUUUAAUAUAUUCGUGUCCCGCCAAAGUACAGAGGGCUUUGGAGGGGUAUUGAGCUAAAAACGACGACCGUCCCUGGAUUGCUCUUUUCUUCUUCUCGCGCAAGUGCUCACUGUUGAGUCAGGACGGCCGCUGCUUACGCACAUAAUCUUAUUGCUUUGCCGACACUUCAAUUCCACGAGUCAAGAGUCAACGAUUCCA
Messenger RNA from Mollisia scopiformis, 759 nucleotides. RefSeq lists its product as uncharacterized. Bases 131 to 613 code for a protein of 160 amino acids. The transcript has 2 exons. The record is from RefSeq and is a predicted model, not a curated record. Lineage: Eukaryota; Fungi; Ascomycota; Leotiomycetes; Helotiales; Mollisiaceae.